Molecule: messenger RNA, 663 nt
Organism: Acanthoscelides obtectus
Lineage: Eukaryota; Metazoa; Arthropoda; Insecta; Coleoptera; Chrysomelidae
Source: the annotation of a GenBank genome assembly
AUGGCAUUCCACACCAAUGUCAUACAUCAUGAGAAGAUAACACCUUACGAUUUCGCUGCUAUUUUUAACAAUGCUUAUGUUAAAGCUGCUAAUUUAGCAAAAGGUAUAAGUGGUUUCGCAUCGGCUGGGAUAUUCCCUCUUGAUCCGAAAAAAUUCACUGAAGAAGAUUUUGCAGUGCGACUAGAGGUUGAACAGAGAUUACCUGUUAUAGAAGACAAAUAUGUUGCUGUUGGUGCAGCCUUGAGGGAUACUUCAAUCUCCGGAGUCGAGGACAGCCCAACUACAGCCCGAAUGGAUACGGAUAUGAACGAAGACCUAACUCCAGAUCACAUAGAUAAGCAGCAUUAUGCAUCAUUGCGUUGGAAUGAUUCAAAGGAUCUACAUACAGCUAUCAUGAGAUUAGUGUGCCAGUUAACGGAUUUGAUGCUUGACGCUGAACAUUCAACAAACAACGAUAUGCAUAUUUGUUGGGAUGAUAACGAGGUUGGAAGGAUCAGGAGACUAAUUCGGAAAUACGAGGAAGGGCAGAAGUUGUGCACGCAGUAUCUACAAGAAGAUUGUACUAUUGAGCAGUUUUGUAGUGAUAUGAUUAAUUAUAAACUUAGAUCAUUUCUGUAUGAGAUUGCAAGAUACAACCAUUUCGAACAUAUAUCGACUACGUAA